Molecule: messenger RNA, 510 nt
Organism: Colletotrichum graminicola M1.001
Lineage: Eukaryota; Fungi; Ascomycota; Sordariomycetes; Glomerellales; Glomerellaceae
Exons: 1
Coding region: 1-510 (169 amino acids)
Source: RefSeq, a predicted model, not a curated record
AUGGUGCCUCGCACCUUCCUCAAUGCGGACGGCACUGAAUCGACCAUCCAUGUAAACCGCCAACUCCAGUUCACCCAAGGAAGCGAAGGCGAACGGCCAACGCGCCUCUCCAAACGCGUUGCCUUCUCAUCCGGAAGAGUCGAGUGGUGCGGCGAGCAGGCCGAGGACCCAGCGACAGACUUUUCGGCUUCAGCUCCUUCGGCCGCGGACUGUCAGAUCCUCGUCAACUCGUUGGGAGACCAGAAUGGCUUCUGGACGUUGCAACCCAGCGACUUCUCAUCAGACGGCUGGGCCCGUAUUGUGAGCUCGGGGUCGUGCUCUUUUGCGGCAAGAUAUGCCGACUCUGGUAGUACUGGCAAUUCAAUGAGAAUCGGUACCAACGAUAUUCGCUUCUAUACGACAAGAUAUCUUCCCUUGGCCCAAAACGGGAAGAUUGGGCUGCAGGGAACUGUUCAGUGUAACAAUGCUGAAAGAAUGCUUUUCGUGACCUGGGGGUUGCUCAGCAGCUAA